Messenger RNA from Zasmidium cellare ATCC 36951, 669 nucleotides. RefSeq lists its product as uncharacterized. Bases 1 to 669 code for a protein of 222 amino acids. NCBI's taxonomy places the organism in Eukaryota, Fungi, Ascomycota, Dothideomycetes, Mycosphaerellales, Mycosphaerellaceae. The record is from RefSeq and is a predicted model, not a curated record. The transcript has a single exon.
AUGCCACACUUUCCCCAACUACCCCGAAGGUCUGGAAGCGGUAACGAGGCCAAUCCACCUCAACAACCGAAUGGGCAGAACAACGGCCUCUCGGGCGCUAAUGGCACAAAUCAACCUCGCCAAACGAACAGACAGACCAACGGCACGAAUCAACCUCGCCAACUGAACGGGCAGACCAACGGUACGAAUCUACCUCAACAACCGAACGGGCAUACCAACGGCACGAAUCCACCUCAACAACCCAAUGGGCAGGCCGACAGCACUCGCAGAGACCGUGCUGCCAAUGCACUGGCCCAAAUCCGGGUUGAAUCGCAACCCUCAAUAACACCUGCUGAACAAUACGGCCUCCUCCAAAACGCACAAAACUUCCUCGGGGCCCUCGAGACGGUCAGCAUGCUCGACUUGUUCAUUGGACGUAUGGAAUCACACAGCCGCCGCCAAUUCACCACCCAAGAGUUAUUCCAAGAUGUUGUCGGCCAUCUCGGCGAGCUCAAUCGUCGAGAUCUCGUCAACCGCGUGGAAAUGUUCAUGCCUGCGGACUGGCGGGCUGUACCAGGGACUGGCAGGGCUGGGCAGCGUAUCGUGCUCGUUAAUGUGCCUCCAGAUGGCUGGUUUGUCUUCGGAGAGUUUCCUCCUCCACCAGCUGAGGACAUUGUGGACUCGGAUUGA